GCUCGGCAUGGGUCUGAAACCAGGAGUUCUGGCCGAGUCGUGUUCAGCUGCUUCUCUCUGGAAUGAAUUAAAACUCUGAAAGUCUGACAGAUUCUCAAACUGCUUCUUACUGAUACCUGACAUUUAGCGAUUGUUGAUUUUCAGAGUGUUUCGGUCACAUUGAGCUUAAAAUGCCGUUCAUGCCGGUAAAGUUCACCCUGCAGAAGCGGGUGAAGCUGGCUCAGGGUCUGUGGAUGCUGUACUGGCUCUCGGUGAUCGUGGGGAUCCUCAUCUUCAGCCUCGGCAUCUUCUUCAAGAUCGAGCUGCGAAAGAGAAGCGAGAUGAUGGACAACAAUGAGAGCCAUUUAGUGCCCAACCUGCUGAUCCUGGUGGGCUUGUUGGCCUGCGGGGUCAACGCCUUUGGAGGAAAGGUGUGCCACGACUCUCUGGACCCCGUCAAGUUUACCAAGUGGAAGCCGAUGCUGAAGUCGUACUUGCUGCUGUGCUGCGGCUUCAACGCGCUGCUGCUGCUGACGGCGUUGCUCUGCUUCCUCAUGCAGUUCGCCGUGUACCUGACCCUGGCCGAGGGCCUGAAGAACAGCAUCAAGUUCUACAAGGACACGGACACACCGGGACGCUGCUUCAUGAAGAGGACGCUGGACAUGACGCAGAUUGAGUUCCGCUGCUGCGGCAACAACAACUUCAGGGACUGGUUUGAGGUGCAGUGGAUCAGCAACCGCUACCUGGACAUGAGCAACGACGCUGUCAAAGACCGUGUCCUCAGUAACGUGGAGGGGAAGUACCUGAUGGACAGCGUCCCGUUCAGCUGCUGUAAUCCCGGGUCCCCUCGGCCCUGCAUCCAACACCACCUGACCAAUAACUCCGCCCACUAUGACUAUGACCACCGCAUCGAGGAGCUGAACAUCUGGACCCGGGGCUGCCGCGAGGCCCUCUUCUCCUACUUCAGUGGCAUGAUGAACAGCAUCGGACCCUGUGCAUGUUUGUCCGUGUGUGUGUGUCAGUCGGUCGACAUGGCGGGGUUAAAGUACCUGACCACGGCUCUGGAGACGAUGGAGGACCCGGAGAACCCGGAGUGCGAGAGCGACGGCUGGCUGCUGGAGAAAGGCGUGAAGGAGACAUUCAGCGAGCUGCUCGCCAAGAUGAAGACACUGGGGAAGACCAACCAGGUGGAGGAAGGUGGGGACGCACAACAGGCUGCCACCUGAGAGCCCCGCCCACCACAAAGGACUGAGGUGCCCCCCCUCCCCCACCUCCACCCGCCUCUCCCAGAAAACAGGGAGUGAGAGAGGAGAGGUGUUCAUAUGCCAUCAUACAUGUUAAAAAUACUCCAACGGGAAUACUACGCACACACACACACACACACACACACACACGUGUUUACUAGGUCACUUUUCGGGACGUUACAUAGACUGACUGAGUUCCCUGAACCCCCAGUUUAGCCACUGACCCAAAAAUCCCCAGUUGACUGGUCAUUAGUCUCCAUCAUGAACACACACACACACACACACUCGUUCAAAGUGAACAAGUCAUGUAAACUUACUGUGAAUGUUGAUGUUUUCCAUUCUGUAAAUAUGUUGAACAGAGUUUAUUUUUAAACAGGAGUAACAGUAACCUGCUGCUGUAAAUGAAACUUCUGGGUCGGGAUUUAAAAUUCUAUACAAAUAUUAAAGUAACCCCCCCCCUCUAUCAAUGCUUCCUGUCGGCACCAUCAGGCCUGACAGACUUAAUGCCGGUGUUCACCGGAGCCCGACCGAUACAUCGGUGCUGAUCCCCGAUCAGCUGAUCCCAGCUCAGCACACAGUUUUCAAAUAUGUCGGAAAUUCGGAGUAUGUCUGGAAACUGCUGUAGUUCCACAGUUUGUCCAGCAGAGAGCGCUGAGUAUAAACAAUAUAUUUUUUAAAUUUGAGGGAUUUUUGCCAAACAUGUUUGUUUAUGUGAAAAACAAACGUCAGUAUCAUUAUCAGCUGUUUCUCUGCCCACAUUUUGGUGUGUGUGUCUCAGGCAUCAAGUAUCGGUCGGACUCUGGUCUUUACCGUCGCUGUCUGACCUCUGACAUGGUUGGUUGACACGGAAACAGAUGACCAAAACAUCUGAAAGAAAACUUGGUGCACCACUCCGAACCAGCAGGAUGUAAAUACAGAAGCAUAUACAGCUAUAAACAGGGGUGUGUACAGGUAAAUACUGAGGUGUAUACAGGUAAAUACUGAGGUGUAUACAGGUAAAUACCGAGGUGUACACAGGUACAUACCGAGGUAUAUACAGGUAAAUACCGAGGUGUAUGCAGGUAAAUACCGAGGUGUAUGCAGGUAAACACCUGGGUGUACACAGGUAUAUACUGAGGUGUAUACAGGUAAACACCUAGGUGUA
Chelmon rostratus (copperband butterflyfish) is the source of this 2367-nucleotide messenger RNA. RefSeq names its product peripherin 2b (retinal degeneration, slow) (gene prph2b). Gene Ontology annotation, biological process: visual perception. The record is from RefSeq and is a predicted model, not a curated record. The coding region runs from base 171 to 1205 and encodes 344 amino acids. Gene Ontology annotation, cellular component: membrane. The transcript has 3 exons. Lineage: Eukaryota; Metazoa; Chordata; Actinopteri; Chaetodontiformes; Chaetodontidae.